Molecule: messenger RNA, 1338 nt
Organism: Scleropages formosus (Asian bonytongue)
Lineage: Eukaryota; Metazoa; Chordata; Actinopteri; Osteoglossiformes; Osteoglossidae
Product: growth arrest and DNA damage-inducible protein GADD45 beta-like
Exons: 4
Coding region: 167-652 (161 amino acids)
Biological process (GO): regulation of cell cycle
Cellular component (GO): cytoplasm; nucleus
Source: RefSeq, a predicted model, not a curated record
GGACGCCGCACGAUUGAAAGGAUACGGAGAAGUACAAUACCAUCAAAGCUCUGGAGACGCGUUUGGAUUAUUACUUUGCAUACGACCUACAGAAGAUUGCAGACAGACUGGGGAUUUUACACUUUGGAGUCUAUCCUACAGUUUGUGGAGUAUAUUCCAAUUCAUCAUGACACUGGAAGAAGUCGUUGGAUGCAACAUCACUGAGAAGAAAAUGGAGAACGUGGGUCAAGCUUUGGAGGAACUGCUGGUCGCAGCGCAGCGACAAGACUGCCUCACAGUGGGGGUUUAUGAAUCAGCCAAGCUCAUGAAUGUCGAUCCGGACAGUGUGGUGCUCUGCGUUUUGGCCACGGAUGAGGAGGACGAGGACGACAUCGCGCUGCAGAUCCACUUCACUCUGAUCCAAGCCUUCUGCUGCGACAACGACAUUAACAUCCUGCGCGUGUCGGGCUUGGGACGCCUGGCACAGGUCCUUGGCGAGCCGAGCACCGCCGACAGCAACGCCAACGAGCCCAGGGAUCUGCACUGCAUCCUCGUCACGGCUCCCCACGUCGACUCCCUGAAAUGCCAGGCUCUCAAGGAGGUGAGCAGCUACUGCCAGGAAAGUCGCCGCCGCAACCAGUGGGUUCCCUGCCUGGCCCUGCAGGAGCGCUGAAGCAGCGAGCGCCCGUGAGCGAUGGAAGUCGUCGAUCUUGGGGAAAAGCGAGAGGCGUUCGAGAAGGAAUGUCGCAGGAACUGGAAGCGGCGACGCGCGUGUCUGUUGAGACGGAGACGAGGGGACGCGGCUUCGUGGGCGUCUGGCGGCGCUUCCUCCGUCGAACGGAACAGAGGCGCGUCUGGGGGAGUCGCAGGAAAAGAAAAGCGGUCGUGUGUCGGAGCGGAGCAGCGCAGCGCCGCAGCCUUCAGCUGGGCCAGGGGACACACGGGGCGACGGAACGGCCGAGGGCGGCAGCGGCGUGGGAGACGGAUUAGUUUCUCGCUCGUAGAAGAAGCGGAGACUCGGACUGGGUCACAUAACACCCUUUAAAGACUGAAGUGGAACAGCGUGCUCAUGUUGAAUGCAAAUCAUUGUUAAGAUUAGUGGUUCAUGUUUUGCCAGCCUAGUGCGCAGGACUCGCUGCAGUCACUUAGACGCUUUAUACCAUGCUUUUACUUAAUAGUUGUGCAGCACAACAUAUCUGUAUUGCCCUAAGAGAUGGGCUAAGGACUUUGAGCCAACAGUGGAAACAAAAAUAUUUCAUACUGUUUUAUAAUUUAAAACGAAGGGUAAUGUAUCAAAUCAACUACUGUAUUGCAAAUUGCAACUUUUUCCUCAAAAUAAAUGAUUCUGUUUAAAAGAAA